Candidozyma auris is the source of this 843-nucleotide messenger RNA. RefSeq lists its product as uncharacterized. The transcript has a single exon. Lineage: Eukaryota; Fungi; Ascomycota; Pichiomycetes; Serinales; Metschnikowiaceae. Bases 1 to 843 code for a protein of 280 amino acids. Gene Ontology annotation, biological process: chromatin remodeling. Gene Ontology annotation, cellular component: Ino80 complex. The record is from RefSeq and is a predicted model, not a curated record.
AUGCCUCCAAAAAUCGCAGUCAGUGACGAUGAAGAGUCAGCAGAGCUAUCCGAUAUUGGAGAAAGAUCAGACGAUGUGAGUGAUGUGCAGAAUUCUGAUGACAUGGAGUUGGGCGAUGGAGAAGACGAUGACACUGGAACUAAGGAGUAUGAGGAGCUCCAGAACGACUGGUAUACGCCAAAAGUACAUGCCAAUGAGCGCCGAACAAGAGGUUCUGCUUCUAGCAACAAUAAAAGAGAGACUCGCAAGAGGCAGUUGGCUAUGUACGACGAGGACGACCUUGAUGAGGAUCAGGAGGAGGAGGAAGAAGCUCUGGACGAGUACGUGGAGGAGCCGCCGAAAAAGAAGAUUUCCGUAAAGCUCAGGAUUCCCAAACGUUCAGCCACGUCCUCAAGGGCAAGUCGAUCGGAAUCUCCUUUGGACGAGGAUUUCUCAUACACCCCUACUACCCAGAAGCUUACUGAAAGACAACGAGCAAGGUUGGCUGAGGGCGAGAACGGCAGGAGAACUGAUGACACCAUGUUCCAGGAGAUGGAUGAGCAGCUUCUUGCGCUAAAUCGAAAGACACAAAAGAAGGCAGAAACAGCGGAGGAGGCUGCAAACAGGAAAGCUGAGAAUGCUCGUCGUAGAGCAGAUUAUAAAGUGAAGCAGCUUGAAGAGGAGAAGAGAGACACGUUGAACAAAUUACUCAAAAGAAGAGCGAUUAAGACGCGAGAAAAGGACGAUGACGAAACGGAUUCAAAGCAAACCUCUUUGAAGCCCAGACGACCUACCCUUCAACAUCCAGCAUUGAUCAGAUGGGUUUGCAAGCCAGAGAGCUCUGUUCUCGGUGUUUCAGAGUAA